AUGUCGAACAACCCGAUUCCAACAACACAACCUGAUAUUGCACUAAAAGGUUUAAUAGAUGCUAUUGACUUUGCUGCAAUUAAGCAUUCAAAACAAAAAAGAAAAGAUUUGGACGGAACACCAUAUAUAAAUCAUCCAAUUGGUGUAAUGAAGAAUCUUGUAGACGCUGGUGUUUAUGAUAUUGCUACAUUACAAGCUGCUGCUUUGCAUGAUACUGUUGAAGAUACUAAUACAACAUUUGAUGAGCUAGAAAAGAAAUUUGGAAAAGAGGUUGCAUACAUAGUAGAAGAGUGUACAGAUGAUAAGGCUUUACCAAGAUGGGAAAGGAAACGUCUGCAAAUUGUAAACACUCCUAAUAAGUCAGACAAGGCUAAACUUGUAAAACUUGCAGAUAAAUUGUAUAAUUUAAAUGACAUAACACGCCAAGUACCAGUUGAUUGGUCAAAACAGAGAAAAGUAACAGAUGGUGCUAAAGGUGUAAAUGUAUUGCUAGAUAAUGAAUUGGAAAAUUUUUAUAAAGAGGCCAAGGCUAGUUUAAAUGGAGAAACAUUUAAAUGUCAUCCAUUAGUUGAAUAA
Molecule: messenger RNA, 576 nt
Organism: Entrophospora candida
Lineage: Eukaryota; Fungi; Glomeromycota; Glomeromycetes; Entrophosporales; Entrophosporaceae
Source: the annotation of a GenBank genome assembly